Messenger RNA from Stegodyphus dumicola, 1899 nucleotides. RefSeq names its product strumpellin and WASH-interacting protein (gene SWIP). Lineage: Eukaryota; Metazoa; Arthropoda; Arachnida; Araneae; Eresidae. Gene Ontology annotation, cellular component: WASH complex; endosome. Gene Ontology annotation, biological process: endosome organization; endosomal transport. The record is from RefSeq and is a predicted model, not a curated record.
UGCUUUAAGUUACUACGUUAUGAGAUAUGCUGUUAAAAAAUUAUGUACCAUUACCUGAUAAUUAUGUAUAUCCACAACAUUUUAAGAUAUGUUCGUUAAUGCAUUCAGUUAUAAUUCACAUAUAUUCGAAACUAUACUAUAAUAUGUUCGAUGAGGGGUACCCUGAUGUCUGGCCCCACUGUAGAUUACCGUACAUCCAAGUAAUCUCCGUAUCGUUUCCGAAAUUACAUGCGUAAACACUUGCGCCCAGUAGUCAAAAGAGUGCCUGAAUGAUUUGUUCGAAGUUGUUUGUGUUUUCCUCUUUAUUUUUUUUUGAACGACUGUGCGGCUGAGGGAGAGGUAGUGUGGUGCGGCGAAUUUGUACUAUAGAAAAAAUAGUCAUUUAAUUAAAAACUUAAUGUAUAAGUUGUUUGUAUAAAUUAUAGGUGUACAACAUUACGAUUAAAAUGAUUAUUGACGGAAUAGACUGGGAUAUGAAUAAAGUUGACGAUGGUGUUAUCAAAAUUGUUGAAGAAGUUCAGCUAAGAAAAUAUGGCAAGUUUCUUGAAGAAUAUGGGACACAAUUGAGAGCAAUUGAACAUGCACUAGAUGAUACUUUGAGUGAUGUUUGGAAUUCUGAUUUAGAUCCACUUUCAUUAUUACUCUUGCCUUGUGAAAGAAUUACAGUUCUGGAUUUGAUAUGUACUGAUAAUAAAGUGCUAAACAAAGUUAUCUCUGUUCUUGCUGUAUUAUGUUGUGAAAUGGAUCAUCUCUGUUAUGAAGCAAAAGAGAAAUAUUUUCCAGCUGUUCUUUUCUAUGGUGAAGGAGAUUCACCUGCUGCCUUGGUAGAUGGUGAAGCUCAUAUUUAUAUAGGAAGGAUGAUUCCUUUUAUGCAGGAACUUUCCUGCUUUGUGAAACGCUGUUACCUUGUAGUGAAAAAUGUGAUUCAUCAAUUAUCAGCUUUAUAUUGUGGUGGUAAAAAUGAAACUGCAGUAAUUGAUGUUACUGAUGUUCACUUUCAGACUGUUUAUAAGCACUUGGGAUCACUUUUAACUGCUCUAGUCACAUUAGAUGAGAUUAUAGAUGGGCAAGUGACCCUUCGAGAACAUUGGACUCAAUAUAAAAGAAUGUUGGUAUCAAUACAUCACAAUCCAUCGAAAUUAGGGUUUACAGCUGAGAAGUUAAGACCAUUUGAGAAGCUGAUGAGAAAAUUAGAAAACCAGCUAUUGGAUGGAUGUAUAUUUUUGCGAUGUGUUGAACAAAUUUUUGAUGAUGAGAAAAAUUUUGUGUCGAAGAAUAAAUUUUUUGCUGAAGAAUUUGCUCUUAACAUUAAGAAUCAGUUCAUAGUGAUGGAGCCAAAGUUAGGUGAAGUUAAUGAAUUUGAUGCUCGGCUAAAGCUUCCUGAUAUCUGCUGUCUGUUUGUUUUACAUUUUUAUUUGUUUCGUGUCAUUGAUAAGAAGUUCUUUAAAUCUCUGUGGGACACACAUAAAAAGGUUCCUGGGGUGCCUCUAGUUGGUAACAUAUUAUGGUUUUCUGAUAUAUUUUUGUUAACACGUUUACCUGUAAUGGCUCGAACUGUAGAGAGAAAAUCCCAAGAUGCUGUGAAGCAGUCACGCCAGUCCUAUUUAUUACAGAAAAAUCACAGCUUAAUAAAAGAUGCGCAAAAUUUUUAUGUACAAGUCAUGGCCUGGAUGAUAGAAAUGGAUUCUUGUUUAACAGAUACUGGACAACUUCUUGAAGAUCUUAAUAGAAAAUGUGCACUUCUGUUGCAGGGUUUGAAACUAGCAUGGAAUAUUAGUCAUCAAGUAAAGACAGUCCAUGAAUCUUCAUAUUUCAUUAUCAAAACCAAUGACGAAGACUUCAGUAAAAAAAAAAACCAACGGGGGGGCCCACUUUGUAAAAUGAGUGAGUAUGCUGACG